This is a messenger RNA of Clonostachys rhizophaga, 1329 nucleotides long. The record is from the annotation of a GenBank genome assembly. Lineage: Eukaryota; Fungi; Ascomycota; Sordariomycetes; Hypocreales; Bionectriaceae.
AUGGCACUAACAGACCAUCCCAAGGCCUAUGGCACCGCUGCCUUGGCUGUAGCCUUCACUGCAGGCAUCCUCGUCACUCUCGGCUUCAAGGAUCUCUACCCGGACCUAGAGGGCCGAUACCAGCGCAAAAAAAGCUACCCUCGACUAACUGGACAUGAUGGCAAUGAGAGAAGGCGCAGCAGCUUCUUCUGGGGUGCUCCAGUCGAGCUUGAGGAUCACGAACCGGAUCCCAGAAGUCCUGUCAAUGGCGAUGGUAUCGAAUCUUGCAUUGGAAACACCCCUUUGAUCAAGAUUCACUCUCUAUCGGAAGCUACAGGCCGCACUAUCUUAGCCAAGGCCGAAUUUCUCAACGGUGCGGGCAACAGCCCCAAGGACCGUGUGGCCUUGAACAUGAUCAAAGAGGCCGAAAUAAACGGCCUGCUCGUCCCACACCGCGGAGACACAAUCUACGAGGGCACUGUUGGUAGCACGGGCAUCUCCCUUGCGACCCUGGCUCGCGCCAAGGGGUACAGGGCACAUAUUUGCAUGCCUGAUGACCAGGCCUUCGAAAAAUCGGAUCUGCUUCAUCACCUAGGCGCCACUGUCGAGCGUGUCAUUGUUGCGCCGAUCACAAGCCCUGAUCACUUUGUCAAUCUUGCCCAACGCCGGGCCAUUGAGCACGAGAAAGUUCACCAGGAUGGCAGCAAAGGCUUCUUCGCCAACCAGUUCGAAUCCGAGGCAAACUGGCGGGCUCACUUUGAGACGACAGGUCCUGAGAUUCAGGAGCAGACAGGGGGCCGGCUCGAUGCUUUUGUAGCGGGUGCCGGAACUGGCGGUACCAUCUCGGGCGUGGCCAAGUAUCUCAAAGAGGAGGCCAAGAUCCCCAAUGUUAAAAUCGUCCUGGCGGACCCUCAAGGCAGUGGCUUGUAUAACAAAAUCAAAUACGGAGUGAUGUAUUCGCCAACAGAAAAGGAGGGGUCCAGACGCAGGCAGCAAGUCGACUCUAUGGUGGAAGGAGUUGGAAUCAAUCGCAUCACAGAGAACUUUGAAGCCGGAAGGGACUUGAUUGAUGACGCCGUCAAGGUCACCGAUGAGCAAGCCAGCAAGAUGGCACGAUGGCUCGUCGAGCACGAUGGCAUCUUCGUGGGUAGCAGCUCCUCAGUAAACUGCGUGGCAGCAGUGGUAGCAGCCACUUCUUUGCCCCCUGGAAGCAAAGUUGUCACAUUUCUGUGUGAUUCGGGGACGAGACAUCUCAGCAAAUUCUGGAAGCAUAUCAAAGAGAUGGGUUUGGAGGAACAAGAAGCAACAGAUCUAUAUUCAGAGCUUGGAAUAGCGUCACCAAGCAAAUAA